Messenger RNA from Mytilus californianus (California mussel), 2070 nucleotides. Its product is annotated as neuronal acetylcholine receptor subunit alpha-3-like. Gene Ontology annotation, cellular component: postsynaptic membrane; neuron projection; synapse. NCBI's taxonomy places the organism in Eukaryota, Metazoa, Mollusca, Bivalvia, Mytilida, Mytilidae. Gene Ontology annotation, biological process: signal transduction; regulation of membrane potential; monoatomic ion transmembrane transport. The record is from RefSeq and is a predicted model, not a curated record. Bases 1 to 1560 code for a protein of 519 amino acids. The transcript has 5 exons. Gene Ontology annotation, molecular function: transmembrane signaling receptor activity; acetylcholine-gated monoatomic cation-selective channel activity.
AUGGAAAUGCCAACAGUUUUACUUUUCGUUUACUGUUUUAUUUUACAAUCAUUGCAAAUUUUAGCAGUGGUUUUACCAGACGAACAAAGACUAGUGGAAGAACUUUUUAAUGGGAACAAGUACGACAAUAGUGUGAGACCAGUAAUAAAUGCAUCACACAGUGUUGUUGUCAAGUUUGGAUUCUCACUCAUACAAAUCAUGGAUAUGGAAGAGGUUAAUCAAGUGUUUGUAACAAAUGCCUGGCUAGAACAUCGCUGGAAAGAUGACAGAAUGAGAUGGAACGAAUCUAACUAUAAUAACCUGAAGGUCUUACGUAUUCCAGCCAGUAAACUAUGGUUACCAGAUAUUGUCUUGUAUAACAAUGCCGAUGACUAUACUAAUGGUUUUAUGCCUAUUAAUGCAAUGGUCCAUAGUGAUGGCUGGGUAUUUUGGUCACCUCCGGUUAGAUUAAGAAGUUCAUGUAAAGUCGACAUUACAUUUUUCCCAUUCGACAGACAGAUCUGCAAAUUGAAAUUUGGUUCCUGGUCAUAUCCAAAACGACAAGUGGACUUAGUGGCUCUUACAGAUACCGUAGAACUACAUACAUAUACAACAAACGGAGAGUGGAUAUUAACAGAAAACAAAAUCAUCCGGAAUGAAAUCAAAUAUCCUAUUGGCGAUGAUCUGUAUCCGGAUGUAACCGUGGAGUUUCUGAUUAGGAGGAGAAUUUUAUAUUAUAUUCUAAACAUUAUUUUCCCAUGUUUCUGGUUGAAUGUUUUAAGUGUUUUGACAUUUUGUCUGCCACCAGAUGCCGGAGAGAAAAUCACUCUAAGUAUCACUGUUUUGUUAUCAUACUCGGUGUUUAUGUUACUGGUUGCAGAGAGUAUGCCACCUACGUCGGAAUUCGUUCCAUUGAUUGGUAUAUACUUAACCAUGUCAAUGGCAUUAGCGUCGGUUGCAGUAAUUCUGACUGUGUUAGUAAUGAAAUUACAUCACUGCUCUCCGCAACAGAAAAGAGUACCGAAAUGGGUUAGAAUAAUAGUUUUGGGAAUUCUUGCAAAAAUAGUGCGUUGUAAUUGCAUUACUGGAAUAAAGUCAUUUAAGCGUGAGGUUCAGAUAAAAAAACAAAAAGCAUCACUGAGACACCAGAUCGAGGACCGAGAUGUAGAAACAAGUACCAAAUUAUUCCGCGAUAUCGCCACAAAGGAGGUUGUCCACGGUUCAAAUGAAACAUUAAGCGAUCAUGAAUUAUCUGACAAUACACCUAUGACAGGUAAUAGUCUGGACUAUUUUUCUGAUGUCCGAAAAAGUUUUAAUUUAUCUGAACCAGGAUCUUCGUCUGAAAAUAAAGAUACUAUUCUUCACAAAACAACAUCUGAAAUUUUGAAAUAUAUGAAAUAUUUGGUGUCUAAAAGUGACGACAAUGAUGUCGAGGAAGACAUCGUUUCAGAAUGGAAACAAGUUGCCUUAGUGGUUGAUCGUCUUUUGUUUUGGUCAUUUCUACUAAUUACUAUAUUUUCUACGCUUAUAAUUCUUGUAUUUGUACCGCUUUCUGCGUAUGGAGAGUUUAGUGGCUUAUAAAGUCUAGCAAUAGCAUAAAUACACAUUAAUGUUCUAAUAAAGAUGAUAGGGUUAUUAAUUAAAAGUUUUGAAAUAAAAAGAGCAUAACACUUUUACUAGCCAGAAACUUUAAACGGCAAGAGAAGAGAAGGGAGGCUUUUUUUAUUUGUAUUUUCAAUCAUGGGCCUACUGACGGUUUUAAUACGUAACUGUAAAGAAUUAUAAUCUAGCUGUAAUUAAAAAAAAAGAUACAAGAAAUAAAUAUGAUAUAAGCAUAGUAUCGUCAACCUCCAAAGAUUAUUAAAGUUGCAAUGCUUCCCGUCUCGAAAACAAGAAAAAUAGCUUCAUAAUAUCUUCGAAAGUAAAAAGAUAACAAGGGUAUUCAAACCCCCCUGUCGAAGAAAGACAGAAAACACCGAUAAACCAAGAAAAACAGAUAAACAACAAUUCAUAACACUGAAGAUUGAUCCACACAAAAUGCAGUGGACACAAGGAGACUAUACCUUACGUACUGACAUAUACUGAGCUAUG